UGAAAAAAAGCUGAUAAUAGACUAGCGUUCUGGACUCGUUGAAACGCUGACUUGAAGCGUCUGGACUCUGUAUAUGAAAAUUGAUGAUUCAUACGCGUGUGCGAUGUGAUGUCAACACAUUCUGCAGUACACGUGCACGUUGCUCAUUUCGCCCGCACUAGAGAUCGGGCGAGCGUUCCCUGAUUGGAUUUUGGAUUUUCGGGAGGAUUGUCGCGGGGUUGUAUUCCAACUUGUUCUGUUCCGCUCGGUUAAAGCUUGUCUGUCGGGGACACUUUUCAAGGAGCGACUACCCCAUAAUUAUCCGUCAGCGCCAUGGAGGCAGCACCCAAGCUGGCGAUGCUAUCGUUGGAUCUGAAAGAAAGUCGGAAUAAUCCAAACUUUCGAACUGUGUUUCGCCAGUUUAUAUCUGCUAAUUAUGGUGAAUCAGGAGCUGCAUACGACAGGGAAUUGGUGGAACUGGAAGGCCUGCGCAAUAGUGCGGUUAAAGCUACCCGGGAUAUCAGUGGAUGUAAUGUUUUGAAGCGGUAUUUCUGCCAAUUAAAAAUGCUCUAUCCUCGAUUUCCGAUGAAGGAAACGGAGGACGCCGCGGUGGAAUAUUCUUGGCAAGAUAAUUUUACUGCCAAAACUGUGGAUUCCAAGGAUCCAAAGUUCGAAGAGGCCAAUAUAUUGUACAACAUUGGAGCACUGCACUCCAUUUUGGGCGCUAUCGAUCGCCGUGGUGAUUCCGACGCGAUGAAAGUCUCGUGCACACAUUUCCAGUGCGCUGCAUGGGCGUUUGAGCAUCUCCGAGACAAAUAUCCCCGUAUGCCGACGUUUGAUUUAUCCUUCGAUGUCCUUUCCUUUUAUAUCACACUGAUGCUGGCACAAGCUCAAGAAUGUAUAUUGGAGAAAUCGUUACUGGACAAUCGCAAAAGUUCCAUUAUUGCCAGAGUAGCAGCUCAAGUUGUGGAAUAUUAUAAGGAAUGCUUGAAAACGUUGGACAGCGAGACUACAACACGAAUGCCUGGCAUGGAUAACUUCAAGGAUUUUAUUCCUCGUCAACUGUUGGAGUUGAAAGUGCAGUACUACCAGUGCAUUAUGAAUUUCCAACUGGGAUGUCAGGCCGAAGAAUCACAAAAAUGGGGCGAAAGGAUCGCAUAUUUGGAUGCAGCCGCGAAAGAGUUAACCGGUUGUUCGAAAUUAAUUAAAAACUGUGGCGAUGACGAUAACUGCCGAGAAGCGGUCAAGUUCGUGGGCGAUAUUGUUCAACAGAAAUCCGCUGCGGCAAAGAAAGACAACGAUUUCAUUUAUCACGAGCGAAUUCCAGAUGUUCUAACUUUACCACCUACAAAAGGGGCUUCCUUGGUAAAAGGCAUUCCAUUGAAUGAGACGGACUUCGCGUCGCAAGAUAUCUUUUCGAGAUUGGUCCCAAUAUCUGCGCACGAGAAGGCAUCGUUAUACAGUGAAAAAAAGGCUAGCUUAUUGAGGGAAAUCACCGAAAAAGUCGAGAAUAAGGAUGUGGAGUUAAUGUCGAUCGUGUCUGCCUUACGCUUGGAGCAGUUACUAAUUCCGGCUUCCUUCACGGCGAUCCCGCAGAGCCUUUUAGACACGAUGGCGUCGCUGCGCGGCGAGGGAGAUGUUUCGCGUAACAUCUCUCGUCAAGCUGAGACACUGAACGAUGCUACCGAAGAUGUUCGGAGGUUGAACGAAGACAUCGGAAGACUUCUGGAGGAGUUAAAAAAGAGCGCUCUGGAUGAUGCUCAACGAUCUCAAAUGGCGCAGUUGGAUAGCGAAUUUUCUCGAUAUUCUGGCGCUCUGGCGGCUGCAGUGUCGUCUAGCGACGAUCUGCAACAUUAUAUGGACUCUUCUAGUGCUGUACUGCAUUUACUGAGCGGACCGGUAGAAACCAUGAAAAAUAGUUUGCCAGCCAUCGAUAUGGAAAAAAUGACCAAUGAAAAGGAUGAUUUGAAAGAACUGGAGCGUUUGAGGGGCAAAGUAGACGAAAUGAAGCGUCAGCGACAAGAGUUUUUGCAAGAACUGCGGGCUAGCCUACAGAACGACGAUAUUACGGGGAAAGUGUUAGCUGUGGCCGAUGAGAAUCUGGAUAGCUUUUUCGAAAAGGAGCUGGGAAAACAUUCAUCCAUCACCACCUUACUCGAACAGAACAUAAGCGCUCAGGAGAAUAUUAUUGCCGCAACGACCGCGGUUGUGGAGCGCCUGGCGGAUCUGCGAGCCAAAUUGGUUACAACCAGUAUGCGGCGUGAAGAAGAAUUGAAGAAAUACGAAUCUGCUUAUCGUUCGUACCAAGUAUUUUCGGAAAAAGUGGCAGAAGGACUGGAAUUUUAUCGAUCUUUCAAAGAUAUGCUUAGCAAACUGAAAACCAAAGUCGAACUGCUACUGAAGCAAGCCGCUCCGAUUGUGCCGAAAAUAACGCGUCCUCCAGCCCCUGUAUUACCACCAACAGCUACACCAUCUGCGUCCAGCGUGCAAGGCCCGACAUUGCGUGAUUACCUGAACAGAAAAAAUUCCCAGUCGAAUGAACCAAUCCACUCGGCUGUUCCCACCCACCACGAUGUUUCUAUGCCGUUCUCUCCUCUCUCUGCUCCAUUUAUGCCACCACCACCAUCUGCUAAUUCUGCGUUAUCUAUGCCUAAGCCCACACUGCGAGAUUAUUUGGAAGCGAAGAAAAUGAGCCCUCUAGUUGCUAAUUACCAUAAUCAGAAUAAUAUGGGGAUGUAUGCGCCAGUUCCUUCGUAUUACGGCGCUGCGAUGACGGAACCACCACAAAUGCCGCAUUACCAGCCGCAAAUGCACCAGCCAUAUCCCCCUCAGCCGAUGAACUAUCUCGAGCGUCAACCUUCUGCUGCUCCCGCUGCUCAGCCACUUCGUCCGCCCAGUGUCCGCAUGCCUCCUCCUCCUGCCACGAAUCAACCGGCGCUGUAUUCAGCAACUCGAGAUGGACACAUGCCUUACCCGACCAUGUCAACGACCCCGAAUCCGCCAGCGCAGACAGGAUCUCCCGGAGCGAUGACUAUGCCCUCGCAGUCUAACUUGAAUCAGUUUCAUCCGCAACAUUCCGUAAACCCGAAUUCGGCCUAUCAGGGCGGCGCUACAAGCAUGUCCGGUCAUGGACCUGUGAGACCGAGCUUUCAUCAUGACAACAACCAGUUUUCCAACCAGCCUUACUCGCCCACCCCGUAUCAGCCAGUCUCCCAACCGGCAGCUUCGCAGCAGUUUUCUGCUGCUGGUGCAUCGUACGGCAUUUCUCAAGCUCCUGCUAAUUUCGACAUGAGCUCCUUUCCUCAGCAGACACAACAGUGGAAUUCGCCGCACACUUCGAGUGUCUCUUCUGCGAUCGCUCAUUCGAACGGCCAGUUCGCUCAAACUGCAGGCCACCAGCAUUCCCAGCCACAAUCUCAAUUAGCAGCACAGCAGCAGCCUGCAUACCAUUCAGCCCCUGCGACUUACAGUGCCGGUUCGCCUACAACAUAUCCACAAUUCCAGUCGAUGCCAACGUCAUCUCAUGGGUUCUCCGGGAAUAUCCAGCCACAGCCGCCGGUUUCUGAAUACUCAUCGCAAAACGGCGUCCUUGCACCAACCGUUGCGAAUACCUUUCCUGAUGUUACGGUGAAUACGAAAGGACCUGCUGUUGGUCACCCUAAUACGCAAAAUCUUGGCAAUUGGGGCAACACACCGUCCCAAACAGAAUAUGCGCAGAAUCAUGGUCACCCUACGCAGCAACCAGAACAGAACAAACCGAGCACAACGCUGCAGGUGAUACAACAAAAUGGAAACAAAAGCAUUCCCCCGCAACCGUCAUCUCCACAUCCUCCGGUCGCCAUUCCAAAGAAAACCGUUUCUCCGUUGGAUGAUAUCGAUACACCCUUGCCGGAAGCUUCUGUUCUAACGCCGCGUCGAGCACCGUUCAAAUCCCAGGUUUCAGCUGAUGACUUGUUGACAGUUUUUGCUUCGCCAGCCAUUAAGGAAGACGUCAGGAUUUUACAGCCGGAAGUUUUGACGGUGGAUGAUAUAAAGCGGCUUAAGGAGCAGCAAGACCAUGUUGCCCCGAAAGACCCAUUAACUGAUCCCGUGGUCUUGGAAAGAGUUGCUAGCGAGCUGCGGGAAUUCCAAAAGAAUGCGGAAGAAGCCGUUAGUAGUCCUGAUACUCUGGAACGGAUAUGGAAGCAACUGCGAGAUAUUCAAGAUCGUGAUUCGAGAAAGCAUCCGAUUGGUGUUGCCAGGUGUUAUCCCACCAAAAACCGCGAUGUUCGAGUUAUGCCAUACGAUUCGACUAGGGUUGUUCUCCAAGGAACGGGUGAUGAUUACAUCAACGCAUCCUUGAUUGAUGGGGUUAGCGACCAUUGCCCGAAGGUGAUUGCCACGCAAACGCCCAUGUCCAACACAGUACAGGAUUUCUGGAUGAUGGUACUGGAACAAGGGGUGGAAGUAAUUGCAGCGAUCAUGACAGAGUUUGAGGUUAAAGAAUACUCCUACUGGCCAUCACAAAGGCAGACGGCAUCGAAUGUUGGACCAAUAACUGUCGUUCUUCAGAAGGAGCCAACUGAGACUGCGAAUUUUACCUUGCGAAUGUUAGCUGUCACUAAUCAAGUGACAAAGGUUACACGCAACAUUGUGCAUCUGCUGUUUAAAUCUUGGCCGGCUGACGGCGUUCCGCAGGCAAGUCUUGAAUUGGUGAGCUUUCUUAAAGAGGUCCGUGGUUAUCACAAGAGUCAGAGAAUUCCCGGCAAACCGCUGAUAGUGCACUGCAACUUGGGCGUCGGUCCGACUGGAAUAUUUUGUGCUGCGAUGGUGUUUUACUCAUCCCUGGUAUGCGGGUCAGCUGCAGUGGAUAUCACUGAGACAAUUUGCAAAUUACGAAAUCGCCGAAAAUUUCUGGUGGACCACAAGGAACAGCUGAAGUUCUUGUAUAGCGUUUGCAUAACACUCAGCCGACAAGUUUUACAUCGUUAUGGUUUGUUACCGGAUUAUAUCGAAACUACAGCGGUACCGCCGCGAACUGCAUCACCGGCUAAAUCCCGGCCACCACAAUCCGUGACACCACUUCCCGACGUACUGAACGAUAUCCGCCAGGAGCUGCAACGAACCAGCACUACACCACCUCUGCUAUCUGAAAAAGUUGUUGUAGCAGUUGAACUGGAGGCGGACGAGAAGGUGGUUGAGAAAAUUGAUAAAACCGGCAUUUUGGAUCAGUUGCCGCCGAGAUUAACGGAUCUGAAUCUGCAGCUGGAUACGAUGGUGUCAGACCGCAAGAAGCGCAUUACGAAGGAGAAUUUCGUUAAUCCCAGCGGUGGACUAACCGGGAAAAAGAAUGAGGAUGCUAGCGAUCCCUUCGCUGACUUCGAUCCACUAUGGUCAAUGAAAAAAUAAUGCACAGGUUUUUUCAGCAUUGCUGUUUGGGCUUUCAGUUUUUACCGCUUUCGAUUGUCUGGUUUUAUUUAUAUUUGGUGCUGGACUGUUUUAUUUCUUUAAUAUAAAGUAUUUCUGUGGCAUAGUCUAUCAGAUUUGUAAGAUUAUGAUUGAGUUAUCGGCUGCGUUAAAUUGCCUCUCCUUUUGCAUUGCCGUGUUUGGCGUAUUAUCUGCCUUAAUUCUGUUUAAAUUAUAUUCCCAAGCUAAAUACUGGACGAGUA
Molecule: messenger RNA, 5627 nt
Organism: Paramacrobiotus metropolitanus
Lineage: Eukaryota; Metazoa; Tardigrada; Eutardigrada; Parachela; Macrobiotidae
Product: tyrosine-protein phosphatase non-receptor type 23-like
Exons: 27
Coding region: 313-5367 (1684 amino acids)
Biological process (GO): endocytic recycling; early endosome to late endosome transport; protein transport to vacuole involved in ubiquitin-dependent protein catabolic process via the multivesicular body sorting pathway
Cellular component (GO): endosome
Molecular function (GO): protein tyrosine phosphatase activity; protein binding
Source: RefSeq, a predicted model, not a curated record